Messenger RNA from Alternaria postmessia, 369 nucleotides. RefSeq lists its product as uncharacterized. Lineage: Eukaryota; Fungi; Ascomycota; Dothideomycetes; Pleosporales; Pleosporaceae. The transcript has 2 exons. The record is from RefSeq and is a predicted model, not a curated record. Bases 1 to 369 code for a protein of 122 amino acids.
AUGCCGUACAUCAUCUACGUGCCUGGCGUUCCCCAACCAUACAUCACCAACGAUCCGAGAAUCUACAUCGACUGUCUAAAACUACUCAAGUGGGAGUGCGAAUCACGGCCAUUCCACGAUGCAUUCUGCAAGGAGCUCCGGGCAGAUGAGGAUGAGCAAUCCUUGGCUGACAGGCGUCGUGAUCAACUUGAGGCCUUCUGGGUUGAGGCACUUCAGCGGCAAACAAACCUGAGGGACGGAUCUGACCGCCCGGAUGAAAACACAGGCACACUGAUUGAGAAGACAGUCGAAAGUUCGGCAGCGCAUGACUUGACCAAAACGUAUUGUCUGAUAUCAAGAAGCGUGGGGAAGGCAGCUACGAAGCCAUAG